CUAAGCAAACUUGAAAAGAAGCGUUGAAAUUGCCGUGUCCAGGUGUGACAACUGACCUGUUUGGGGUCCUUUACGACGCCUGAAAAAAGACAUCAUCAUCAUCAAAUUAUUUGGAAAUAUAAUUUGUUCAGUAAAAAUGGAAUUCUUGGGAGGAUUUGUCAAUAUAUGUUGUAGGAUCGAUUAAGGAGUUUAGUUUCUCUAACGGAAAUUUGAAUUUCUCACAAAUCAGGAUGAAGUUUCAAUGGCGUUCAGUGAGCUACAAGACAAAGCUUGUGCUACUCAGCUCUCUGGCCAAUUUUAUCAAUGCAGCUGACCGUGUUAUAAUGCCACUUGCCAUCGUCCCAAUGACUGCUGAGUUCAAGUGGACCCUAGCACAACAAGGCUGGAUUUUAUCAGCAUUUGCUUUUGGUUAUUUCAGCAGUCAGCUCCUGGGUGCAGGAGCAUGGAGUCAGUGUGGUGGACGGCGAGUACUAUGUUGUGCAGUGCUUCUAUGGUCUCUGUCUACACUCGUCACUCCAUUAGUUGCACGUUCUUUUGCUACCCUCGUUCUUGCCAGAGUUGCACUUGGCAUUGGUGAAGGUCUUGGCCUACCAACCAUCUUCCAGCUGUAUGGUGAAAGUGUGCCAUCAGAUGAGAGGAGCAGAGCAUUUGGGUACCUGGUGGCAGCAGGCAGUGUGGGACAGACUCUUGCAUCAGUGAUGGUACCUCAUUGGCAUUGGAGCUUCUCCUUUAUUUUGCUGGGAGGUGUUGGUUUGCUAUGGGUGCUUUUAUGGCUCAUUACUUGCCAGAUGCACCCAAAACCACACUCACCGCUUGCCACUGAUGAAGAAAAUCCUCUUGUUGAUGAGCUUGCUACCAGCAGUUGUGCUUUGCCCAUAACGACAUGGCUUAGAAAGUGGGCCUUCUGGGCAAUUUACAUAGCUCACUUUGCCAUGAACUGGAGCAAUUACAUGAUCAUGCAGUGGUUGCCCACAUACUUGGGUCGGGUUCUGAGCGCUUCUCCGCAGAGUCUGAGCAUCACAGCCAUGCCUUAUGUUGUCAGCAGUGUCUGCGGAAUUGGCUGGGCUCAUCUGGCAGACAGCUGGGUGAUGAAUGGGUCUCCUGUGUUGCGCGUACGUCGUAUCAUGACAUGCAUAGGACUGCUGGGACCAGCCGUCUGCCUCGCUUUCUUCUCUGAAAUCACCUCUCUUGCCUUUGCCAUUCUCGUUAUCAGUGUGGCAAUGGGACUCUGCGCUGCCAAUUCAUCAGGGCAUCUUAGCAACCAUGCGGAAGUGGCACCUAAACAUGCUGGUCUUACGUUUGCCAUCGCCAACACAAUCGCCACGAUACCUGGCAUGCUGUGUGGCCCUUUAACAGCGGAGUUGGUGACGGCAUCACACGGUCGUUGGUUCCCAGUGUUCCUGUUAGCAGCCACCAUCAACUGCACAGCUGCCGUCGUCUACCAGUCCCAGAGCAGCGCCUCGGCAGUUGUUCUCCCUGGCGAUAACGCCGCAUCUGAAGCAGACGAGAAGUCUGUCAAAGACAAGCUUGUUGCGUGACUUCUAAGAUAUCCAGCUAUUAGAUCUCACUAAGUUUUCACAAUAUCGCGCAUUUGUGCGCAAGGGAUUUUACUGUGAACCAACUCAUGGUGGAAAACCUAUACUAUUCUCAAUAACCCAUAAUUUUUACCCUGAAGACUAGAGUUUAUGGUCUACUCAUUAUCCACUUUCAGAAUGUGCUGCAAUAAUAUCGCAGUGGUAUUGUAAAUCCAAUGAAAAGUACAUUGUUAUGAAGUUUCUUAUCUCAUGACGUUCCUCUUUUUUUGCCGUAAAUUUUUUUACCUUCUUUCACUUCUUAUUUAUUUAUUUUUUUUUUUUUUGUUGUGCUUCAUACUUGAAAGCCCCGUCAACGAUUAUUUUGUAAUAAACCAAAGACCAAAAUCAUUUACAUGUCUAAUGCACGUUUCACCUAUCACAGUUCGACCCAUUAGUUGGUUUUCUUCUUUAUUACAAGGCAAUAUGUACGAAUAUAAUAAUAUUAGUGGAAUAAUUCUAAUAAUAAAAAUAUUGAUUAUUAUUAUAAUUUAUUGCUAGAAUUUGAUUUCAACUUGUCGAUUUUCUUGCCUGCGAAUGAUUUAUUGAUUUAUAUUCGGUCAUUCCCACAACAUCACCGCUUCCAACAUGGUAACUGAGUCUGUUAAAUUCCUUUCUUUAUCAUUAUCGAGAUUCAAGUAUUUUUUUUGCCAUUGCAGGGAUGAUGUGAGUCCAUUGAAAUAACCUAUACCUAUACCUCUUAAUUACUAUUGAUGGUAACAUUUGGUCCCCAGAUUAACAUAGCAGGUGCCUGUUAUGUAUUUUUUGUUAUUGCUUGAUAUUUUCCUAUUUAUUGUUUCCUUUUAUUUCGUGAGGCGAAGAAGAAUCUCAUACUUAUGUUAUUGUACGGCUUGUUUGCGCUAUUGGCGCUAUUCGUAUAAUCAGGUGAAUUCAAAUGUAGGUCCCUCUGCAGUUAGCCAAUCAUUGUAUUCACUACUGAGAAUGAAUAAUUUCGAAUACCAUGCUGGACCUUUACGUUUCUCUCCUCAUAUUAUGGGCUUAAAUUUUUUUUCAAAACUAUCGUGUUUCUGGUUUUGCGUUUGUUGUUUUGUAAUACAUCAUAGCUUCUCAAAUAUUUAACUUACUGCAUAAACGUAUGACUAUGAUGUCCGGUAGGUAUGGUAUAUUGGUAUUACACGUUAUUCUGAUAGAAUGCUGAGCCUAUUCAUGUUUAGGUGAGCGUUGAUCAAUGUACAAGAGAAAUCGCGCAGAAUCUUGUAUAAGUUGUUUAUGACCUACCAAACUACCUGAAGUUUAAAUUGAACAGAAUAUUGAUAGUGUGCACUGCAGAGCAUUUGCAAUUAAGCUUAUUGGAAGCAUUUUCUGGUUCCAUCGAUGAGUCGAUAUCACUCAUAUGUGCGAUUUCAUUAGACAGUUUAGGGUAUAACACUGGUUUAACGGUCACUAGUAUUAAUGUUUUUGUUGUAAUAGUGUUUUUGACUCAUUGCAAGUAUACAGACGUGACAAUAUUGUAGUUGCUUGUCAUGUUUACAAUUUGUUGGGCUGAAUUCAAACGCACUUGUUUUAUGAUGCAAGAACUCACAAGAAAACGUGUGUCAAAAAAAACUAUGAUAGUUGGGGGUUUCAAUUACCUCCCGUUCAUUAUUGUCUCUUCAUCUAUGAUGAAACGCUGAUAUUUUAUGUGAAUUUUCUGUAAGAUGUGUUGUACAAUGUACAUGGAUUUGUUUGUGAUAAACGCAUGAUCGCUUGAACAAAGUGUAAAUAGCAAGAGUUGUUGACGAAAAUUUGUAUUAGUGUGUAAUGUAAGGUGCCUCUGAACGUGUGAUAAAGACUCGGAAAUAUUAUGUCUUGAAUAAUUUAAACAAAGAAAUAUACUUUUAAUAUUUGA
Hyalella azteca is the source of this 3420-nucleotide messenger RNA. Its product is annotated as sodium-dependent phosphate transport protein 1, chloroplastic. Lineage: Eukaryota; Metazoa; Arthropoda; Malacostraca; Amphipoda; Hyalellidae. The coding region runs from base 231 to 1538 and encodes 435 amino acids. Gene Ontology annotation, molecular function: transmembrane transporter activity. Gene Ontology annotation, biological process: transmembrane transport; monoatomic anion transport. The transcript has 7 exons. The record is from RefSeq and is a predicted model, not a curated record.